Micromonas commoda is the source of this 924-nucleotide messenger RNA. RefSeq lists its product with no specific name. The record is from RefSeq and is a predicted model, not a curated record. Lineage: Eukaryota; Viridiplantae; Chlorophyta; Mamiellophyceae; Mamiellales; Mamiellaceae. Bases 1 to 924 code for a protein of 307 amino acids. The transcript has a single exon.
AUGGUCGUCCUGGAGUUCGGAAACUCGUCCACGUGGGCGCUCAAGGCGCGCGAGCCCCCGGCCGACUCGUUCGAGGAGAAGGAGAAGCGCAAGAAGGCCGGGUUGGUGUCGCUGCGGAAGGUGCUCGCCGCGGACAAGCCAUCGGGAGUGGCGAACGACGGGAGGACGGAGGUGGGCGGCGCCGCGACUUCGACGAACCGCAACUUCGCGCCGAGGAGCGCGUGGCCCGAGGGGAAGUUCACCAUCACGUACCCCAAGGGGUACGACCCCGCGCUCGGUAAGUUCGUGGCGGGAGGCGCGGACGGGGGGGGUUCGGGAGCGGCACGGGUGGUCGUGCAGAAGCUCCCCGCCGCGGAGCGCGCGAGGCUCGAGGAGGAGGCGAGGGCCGUCGCGGAGGCGGCCGCGAGGGCUCGCGCGGAGGCGACGGACGCGCUGAACCUGGACGAGGAGUACCUGGAGAGGGUUCGCGCGCGGGACGAGCUCGCCAAGAGCAGGAGGAGAAGAUCGGCAACCGCGGCGACGACGACGACGACGACGUCAACGACGACGUCAACGACGACGCCGGGCGCCAAACCCGCGCCGGACCCCGCGCUGCUCGCCGAGGUCGGCGUGGACGGCGCGUACAUGGCGGCGCUCGCGGAGCAGGAGGAGAAGCGCAGGAAGGUGAGGGAAGCGCGCGCGGUCAAGGCGAAGGCGGCGGCGGCGUCGGCGGCGACGAUGCGGCUCGCCGCGGUGUUCGCCGUUCGGGAAUCCGACCCGGAGAUGGCGGCGUACGCGCGGGCGUACGCGGACAGAGCCGGGGAACGGGCGGAGCAGCGCGAACUGGUCGCGGCGUCGCGCAAAGCCGCCUGCAAAGAGGCGGCCGCCGUCGCCGUCGACGACGCGGGAAAAGCAAAGCGGGGGAAGCGACGGCGCGUCGCGUGA